AUGCCGUCUGUGGCAUUUUGUGGACUGUACUCGUGUCGCAGUAUCCCCGCCGCCGCCGCCGCGAUGAGCACGCUCCUCCGCCGCAUCCUCUGCAGCACGCCCGCCGGCGCCUCCCUCUCCCACCGCCUCCCCUUCGCCACCUCCUCCCGCCGCACCCCGCACCGCUUCCGCCGCAGCCACCGCGCGCCCAGCCAGUCGCCGUCUCCCGACGCCGUCUCCGCUGCCAUCGCCUCCCUCCCCUCCCGCCUCACACCGGCCGUCCUCGCAUCCUCCCUCGCCUCCACCUCCGACCUCCGCCUCCUCUUCCCGCUGCUCACCCACUCCCUCGGCCGGCCCACCUUCCGGCCCGACCCGGGGCCCUUCCUCGUCGCUGUCAAGCGCCUGGGCGCCGCCCAGCUCUACGACGAGUUCGACCGCACCUGCGCCCUCUUCUUCUCCCUCCUCCCCUCGCUCCCGUCCCCGGGGCCCCUCCUCAGGGCCGCCCUCUACUUCUACUGCGAGUUCCGCAAGCUCGGCAAGGCGUUCCACGUCUACACCCUCAUGCGCGCCUCCGCCGACCCGGCCGCGCGCCCCGCCGCCGACACCUACCACGCGCUCUUCACCGCGCUGCUGUCGCGCGGGGGCAACGACUCCAUGGUGCACUACAUGUACAUGGACACCGUCUCCGCGCUGUUCCGGCAGAUGCUGGAGGAGGGCAUCCCGCCGGACACCCGGGCGCUCAACGUGCUCGUCAGGGGCUACGCGCAGUCGCUGCACCUCAACGACGCGCUGCGCGUGUUCCACCAGAUGGCGCCCGUCUACGGCUGCGAGCCGGACGGCCUCACGUACAGCUACCUGCUGCGCGGGCUGAGCGCGCAGGGCCGCACCAACAACGCCCGGGAGCUGUUCGAGGAAAUGCGGGGCAAAGGGAUGAUGCCGACGGAGCCGUCCUGCAACGCGUUCGUCAGCGCGCUCGCGGUGGCCGGGGAGGCCGCGGAGGCGGAGCGGGUGAUGUGGGAUAUGGCCAGGGCGGGGGCGGUGGUGGAUCAUAUCACGAGGAGGGCGGUGGUGGAGGAGCUGGGGAGGGCCGGGAAGAGGGAGGACGCUGAAAGAGUGGUCGGGGAGAUGGAGGAGAUGGGCAUGCUCAGAGUCGCCGAGCGGCGAGAGCUCCUGGCUUCGAUCCAAGACGACGAGGACGGCGACGAUGGCCUGGAUGCUGACGAGUGCACGAGAGGUGGUGAUCGACGACGACGACAAAGUAGCUAGCACAGAAUUCAGCAGGUUGAUAUCUGCAUCGGAUGAGUUUUUUUUUUACUAUGAUUCUCAAGUAUCCGUUCAUAAAUGUAAGAUGUUUCAGAUAUUUCAAUAUAGACUACAUUUGGAUUGAAA
Aegilops tauschii subsp. strangulata is the source of this 1368-nucleotide messenger RNA. Its product is annotated as pentatricopeptide repeat-containing protein At2g27800, mitochondrial. Lineage: Eukaryota; Viridiplantae; Streptophyta; Magnoliopsida; Poales; Poaceae. The record is from RefSeq and is a predicted model, not a curated record. Gene Ontology annotation, molecular function: mRNA binding; protein binding.